CACACUCCAUCAUCUGCUUCUUCCACUUUUUGUUCCCACAUUUGGGGAGUGUAUGCAUGCCUGUGUGCCUCAGUUCAAUCUGGUGAUGUCACUGAUUCGCUCUUAGAAGUAAACUUGGGUAGCUUCAGUCGGUCGCAAUCACUAGCACCAGCGCCAGCGUCGUCACCUUCCAUACUACACACGACCGAUUUGUCGCACUCUCACUCUCCAUGGAGACCCGAUAGCAUAUCUCCAAAAAUAAUCGUUCAAUCGGUUUUGGAUAUAACUAUGCGACCAACUUUGAGCAAGGGCUGGACAUGCGCUGGCCUGGGUCAAUCUAUCUUCAGAGUUCGCCCUUUCACAAGAUGCCUCAAUCAAUUGCCAAAGGCCACAAGUCGGGCAUUCAGCCAUACAGGGAGGAGUAAUGUUUACUUUCGCUUACCACCACGUCGUAAGGGAUUAGUUCUUGCUGGAACUGCUGCUAGCUUGAGCCCAGUUGCUUUUGUGCAAUUGUCAGAAGAAGAGAAUGGAGGAACAGACCAAACCGCAGAGGGGAGGAUGUUGGAAGCAUCACGAGAGGAGAUCAGGAAGAAAGUCUCAGAAGACAGCUCUGGGAUUAGAAGAGUUGUGGAAAGUGUUGUGCUGUACUUGGACCUUUACAUUUGGGAACCGGCCUGCACAGGAAUGCGAUUCUUACACUUGGUCGUCAUAUUUGUUCCCAUUAUAUUGGCAAUUCCAGCUGUAUGGCUUGGGCAAAGACAAAAGAAUAGAGAUAACGAGAGGAGUGGCACGUUAUUUUGGUACUGGUUUCUGGUCAAGUCUAUGGAACGAGCGGGGCCAGCAUUUAUAAAAGUAAGCUUCUCUCCCUUAUAUUUCACAAAACCCUCUGUUGAAACUAUAUAGCUUGGACAAUGGGCAGCUUCUCGAACCGAUAUUUUCCCAAACGAAAUGUGCGAAAUCAUGUCUCAGCUGCAUUCAAAUGCGCCAGCCCAUUCCCUCCACGAUACGAAACGAAUUAUUAGAAGGGCCUUUGAAGGCAGACCUUUUGAAGAAAUAUUCGAAGAGUUUGAAGAGAAGCCAUUGGGAGUGGGUGCGAUUGCACAAGUAUAUCGAGCAAAACUUAAAUCAGAUCUGGCUGCGCCUGGAGACCCCGAUAUCGAAGAACCUCGGAAUUUGCGACGAAAUGUUCGCAAAAAUGUUGAUACUCUGAUCAAGAGUACACCACAGCGAGUACCAUCGAGCUAUGUUGCAAUCAAGGUUCUGCAUCCUGGGGUUGAGAGAAUGGUUAGGCGAGAUUUGCGAAUAAUGGGCUUCUUUGCGUCGGCUAUCAAUUUUAUCCCAACCAUGGAAUGGCUCUCGCUACCCGAUGAAGUCGAACAGUUUGGAGAAAUGAUGCGUUUGCAACUAGAUCUCAGAAUUGAAGCUGCCAACUUGACUCUAUUUCGGAAGAAUUUCAAGGAUAGAACUACUGCUUGGUUUCCAUACCCAUACACCGACUUUACUACCAGACAAGUAUUAGUAGAGGAAUUUGCUACAGGAAUUCCUCUUUCAGAUUUCAUGGAGAAUGGGGGAGGCGUUUUCCAACAAGAAAUUGCUGAUGAAGGACUCGACGCUUUCCUGCGCAUGUUGUUACUGGAUAACUUCGUACAUGCAGAUCUUCAUCCCGGAAACAUUAUGGUUCGCUUCUAUCAAUCGGCACUUCCAGAUCUUCCAUUCAGUGGAAAACACAAGGACGAAAAUCCUCAGAACCAACCCGAUGUUACCGAACAAGUACUUGCUCGUCUUCGACCGUACAGACAUAAGAAAGAUGUCAAAGCAUGGGAAUUGGAACUCCAGAAAAUUGAUAGUGAAGGAUUUAGGCCGCAAUUGAUUUUCAUCGAUACUGGUUUGGUUACCGAACUCAAUGCGACGAACCGAAAGAAUUUCUUGGAUCUAUUUAAAGCCGUUGCAGAGUUUGAUGGAUAUAAAGCCGGUCACCUAAUGUGCGAACGAUGUCGACAACCCGAUGCUGUUAUCGAUGAAGAGAUAUUCUCCUUGAAGAUGCAACAUCUUGUUCUCGGCGUUAAAAGCAAAACUUUAGCCCUUGGAAAUAUGAAGAUUGGUGAUAUUCUAAACGAGGUUCUCGGUAUGGUGCGAAGUCAUCAUGUACGGAUGGAGGGCGAUUUUGUCAACGUCGUUAUUAGCAUUCUUCUCCUCGAAGGAAUUGGCAGGUCGCUGAAUCCCAAUAUCGACCUUCUCUCAAGCGCUUUACCUAUAUUGAGACAACUUGGUGCUCAAAGUGGUGGCGGUAUGCUAAGACAGGGCGAUUUCUCGAUGCUGAAAGUCUGGGUUGGUUUGGAGACUAGGAAGUUCCUGCAGGCUAGCAUUGAAGACGUAAGUUUCGAGUCAAAACGAUUGAACCGUACCCAUAGUCUUUGAAUAUUAGCUGACUAUUAAAUAGGUUGAAAGAUGUGUGAAGUACGACCUACUUUCGCCUAAUGUAUAAUAUUAAAGGGGGAAUCAGUGAUGCGUCACGUGUAUCGCAUCACGUGGAUUGUAUGCAUAGCAAGGCGUUCUGGUGUUUGGAAAUAGGCCCUCAUUGAGUAUUAAGGCAUACAAUGAACAUUCUCCUUUCUUUUCGAAUAUACCGGUUCUUUCGAAAAUAGAAUUCUGUUAAAC
Molecule: messenger RNA, 2637 nt
Organism: Hymenoscyphus albidus
Lineage: Eukaryota; Fungi; Ascomycota; Leotiomycetes; Helotiales; Helotiaceae
Source: the annotation of a GenBank genome assembly